GUGGAGAUAAGUGCAGCCUGCUGUCUAAUACCGAAGGACGGCACUAUAAAAACUCUGCUGCACACAAUUACUCAGUCGCUUCCCCGUUGUCAGAAAAACAAGUUGUGAUUUUUGGAUUUUGAAUGUUCCAUCAUGUGUAAAGGACUUGCAACACUCCCUGCAACCUGCUUGAAAAGUGCUAAAGACAUCAAGCACAAAAUAAGCUUCUUACUGCAGAAGCCUGAACCCAAUGCCGCAGAUCAAAAGGAGAUAAAGGAGAAAACUACAGCGGCUCCUGCAAAGAGGGUUCCUGAUGCUGCCGAAGUGGAGAAAUGGAAGGAAUCUUUCAGCCACGUGAUGAGCAGUGAAAUGGGUCGUAUGGUCUUCACCACCUUCUUGAAAUCAGAGUUCAGCCAGGAAAAUGUUGACUUCUGGAUCGCUUGUGAGGACUAUAAGAAGAGUCCGCCUUCCAAGCUGUCAACCAAAGCCAAGCAAAUCUACCAGCAAUAUGUUGAGGCAGACGCUCCUAAUGAGGUGAACUUGGACGCAGCAACCAGAGAAAAAACGAGGCAGGAAGUUGAGAGUGGCAGCCCAUCUUGUUUUGACGAGGCUCAGAAGAUGAUCUACACUUUGAUGGCAAAAGACUCUUAUAGAAGGUUCCUGAAAUCCAAACUGAUUCAGGAUCUGUGUCAGAAAGAGAGCGGUACUGCUCAUGAGAAAAAAGGAUGUGACUGGACUGACAGCAGGCAGGUGUUAGCUGGUGGGGCCUAAAGAUAGGGAUGGUAAGAAAAUUCAAAGCAGGUGCCAAAGAUGGAAAGUGCAACAGAAAACUAGAUUGAGAGGGACAGAGAGUUUGUCCUCAAAGGUGACUCAUAGAUUUAUCUGGGAUGAUUUUUUUUUUCUUUAACUAUUUCAACUUGAUCUUAUUUACUUGGGGAGUUUAGCAGUCAUAUGUUUAAUAGCAUGUACUGUUUUCUAUCUUUGAAUUCACAAUCUACAGUUUUGUGUUUUUUUUUAUUUCUUUGUCAGGUUGAUAUGGACAUACCUUGUAUUGUACAUUCAUGAAUGAGACAGGGACAGUUUUUGCAAAUAUGUGCAACAAUGGUGGGUAAAAAACAUAUCUUUUCCCUCAAAAUCACAACCAAUGAUGUAGCUGAAGGACAAAUACAAAAAGUGGAGAACAAUUGACCUCGCUUCAGCCAACAGACUGACGUUUAAGAACCCUUUUUCUUUGAAAGAGUUUAGAAACUUGUACAAAGAUCAAAGAAAAGAGGAGAUUACAUGGGCUGUUUAAAAUGUCCAUUCAAUGUUCAUAUGUGGUCUAAAAUUUAGUGCAACUGUGUGUGCAAAAAUAAAAUAAAAUUUGAUUCAGUUUUUAAACUUGCCAAAUCUUGGCUUUUCCCUUUGUCAGUUUUAAAGCUAAAAGCUAUGAUAAACCUUGAAUUCGUAGCCACAAUAAAAACAAACAAACAAAAAAAGAAACUUUUAUCUGAACAUAUCACAAUAAUAUAACAGGUAUGAACAACAGUAGAUUGUUAUGUAAGACUCACUUCUAAUUCUCCUCCAAAUGACCGUGACAGCAACUGAACACUAACAAACUUAACUCCAUUUCAAACAUAAAAACCUUACACAACUUUAACUUUUUAAAAUAACCUUUUAUUUAUUAAAAUGGAAAUGUUUAAGUCCCAUUAAGAUCCAUCAAUUCAGAUACAGCUAAAAAGUGUUCAAAGUAAGG
Messenger RNA from Fundulus heteroclitus (mummichog), 1714 nucleotides. It is a transcript of the gene rgs4, whose product is annotated as regulator of G protein signaling 4. The transcript is spliced from 5 exons. Bases 133 to 750 code for a protein of 205 amino acids. The record is from RefSeq and is a predicted model, not a curated record. Lineage: Eukaryota; Metazoa; Chordata; Actinopteri; Cyprinodontiformes; Fundulidae.